Gryllus bimaculatus (two-spotted cricket) is the source of this 6671-nucleotide messenger RNA. Lineage: Eukaryota; Metazoa; Arthropoda; Insecta; Orthoptera; Gryllidae. The record is from the annotation of a GenBank genome assembly.
GCAGAUCCAGUGGAAGCAGGCAUUGCUGACUCCGUUGCUAUUGCUGUUGCUUUUCAUAUCCACUGGAAGCGCGCGCUGCGGUUGCCGUUGUGCGCAAAGCGAGUGACGGAGCCUCUUGCCCGCUGUCCGCAGGUGCAGAUCCAGUCGAAGCAGUCGGGCGCGGCGGGCGGCGCGGGCGGCGCGGGCGGCGGGGGCGUGGCCCGCGCCCCGGCGUGGGAGCGGGCGCCGGGCGUGGGCGCGGGCGUGGGCGCGGGCGGGUCAUGCGGCAGCCUGGGCUCGGGCAGCAGCGCCGGCUCGCGCGCCCGCAAGAAGGGCAGCGGCUCCGCCUGCUUCCGCGCCCACUUCAACAGCCUGUGGUCCGUGUGGUACGGGCUGUGCGCCGCGGGCGUGCAGGCGUACGUGGCCGCCGUCAGCGCCGAGCGCUACCUGGGCGUGGCCAGCCGCCUGCCGCCGCUCGAGUCGCACGCCUACAUCGGCCUCACCGGCGCGGCGGUGCUGCUGCUGCCGUUCUUCCUGACGGCGGCCGUGUUCAAGAUCGGCAACCUGGCCAACGACGGCUUCAAGCUGGGCCGCCACCUGAGCACGUGCUCGGCCGACCCGCCGGGUGUGCUGCUGGGCGCCGGGGCCGGCGUGCUGCGCUCGCUGUGGCAGCACGGCGGCCCCACCGCGCCCUUCCUGCACCUCUGCACGGCCUUCUGCCUGCUGCUGCCCAAGCUGCUGGCCGAGGCGCGCCUCAUCCAGCUGGGACACCUGCCGCCCAAUGAUGUUUGGCGCACAGAUUUGGACUUUCUCUUGGUGCACAGUGACCGUUUGGUGGUACUGAGUUUUGUGAGCAAUAGUUCAAAUCCUUUACCUACUCCCUUGCCGUCGUCUGUGGCUGCGACUGGUGCAGGAUCGUCAGCCGCUGUUACCACUCACCCAGCUUGGGGUGCCACGACCACGACAGCUUCCGCUGCCGCUGUGGGAAAUGAAUCGGGGAUAAAUAGUCUGCCUCUAGUCGGUGAUCCUUUAGAAGGAGGAGUAGAACUUCGAACUGCAGAUUGGGGCCCUGUCUCAGCAGAAUAUCUCAAUUAUGGCCUAGCCCUCCUAGUGUAUGCUGUGCGGUACCCAGCUGUGUUUUGGCACACAAAUAAGGCGUUUGGAACGUUGUUUUCAUUCCAAUUACUAGUCAAUGGUCUUCAGAGCAUGGUUGCCUAUGCAGGCAUGUGUGUUCUUUAUAAGGUCCAAGUUCUUGGUGCAAAAGAAGCCUUACCAAUGUUACAUUUACGCACAAGUCAUAAUGUUGAUGAAGGUUCUCCGUUCAUCUUGAAUACCCAUGUCACGCUCGCCCUCUUCAUCUUGUCCAACGUUCUCAUCUUAGCAUCGAGUCUUGUGCUCUACUUGUAUGGCUACGGGAGGUUCACGGCUUUCUUGGACGCUGAGCGAGAACGACGAGUGAUCAUCCUGCGGCAGACUCGCUCGGGCAGCGGCUGGGGAUAUUUCACCCACUGCGCCGCCCUCUGCGUCCUUCUGGCCAUAGCCGUGUGCAACGCGCCGCUCCUGUACGACUACACCGUCGUGUACCGCUGCAGCCUGGACAACGCGGUCCUCGCUUGUGUCAUCGGAGCGAUCCUGCACUUGUUCCUGUGGGUGCUCUUGUGGCUCAUCCUCACCAUAAAGCAGAGAUGGGCCUUCAAGCUGCGAGUGACCGUGGGACGAGCCGCUGUCAAAUCCGCCCGUUCGAUCCGCCUGGUCACGGACGUUGACCUGGUGUCGGCACGAGACGGAAGUGGCAGUUCUGCGCCGCUUUUGGUAGUGGGAAACGGCAGAACCUACACAAUUUCGGAUACUUCGCCAAAGAAAGCUAUCAUGAGCGUCAUCCAGAAAGCUGCCUUGGACCGGAAAGCUAAAGCUUCUCAAGGGAGUAAUUCUAAUGAUGGAAAUGAUGAAGGAGAAGAACAGAUUUAUUGGCUACGACCCAAGCCACCUUCACCCAAAACAUCACCAGACUCCUCAUCAGAUCGUUUGGCUUGGCUUAAUCGCAAGUUGAGUAAUGGCACAACUAGUACUGGAACAAAACAUAAAGUUACCUUUGAUGAUUCACUUAGUUCCUCUAGUUCAAGGAAAGGCAAGUCACUACUUUCCAAGUCACCAAAAAGUGGAAGUAAAGGGAAGAACAAAAAUCAGAGAAUGGGAGAUCUUGAGCAGUUGUCAGAAUCCGAAGACGAUGGAGAUUAUGCUACUCUGAGAGAGUUACCUUUGAUGUCUACCAUUCCCUCUAAUAGUGAAGACACUGCUUCUGAAGACAACAAGUUAAUCGAAGCAAGCUUACCACAGGACACUGUGCUUUAUGCGUGCACUAACAAAAAACCGCCUACCACUUGUGGCGAGUUUGAAGAACCUAGUCCUCCUGUAACUCCUGAGCCCAAUGAAGCAAAUACUAAUGACCUUCCUCCACCCCCAGUAACUGGUCCAGUUACUGUGAAUGUGCACGGCAAUGCAGCUCCUGAUGCUCAUCAGUUUCAGGGUUCAGUGACUCCCCGUUGCCUGCGCCGAGCAGACUCGGGGAUGCCGCAUGAGGAGCUGACUCCUCGUUCUGACUCAGUGAGCACCGAAAGCUCUGGCUCAGGUGGCUCCCCACCGUGUGGGAACCACAGCGAGACAUCAAGCGGUGUUCACUCCAACAGCAGCGCAGAAGGGAACCCUGGCAACCAAAACCCACCUGGACACCCUGACAACAAUGGUCAUCUGGAAAUGCCUGGCGGCCCACGGCGUUCCACAAGCGUUGACGAUUUAACAACAUCUCUUGAACAACCACGAGUGCAGCCCUCAUGGCGUAGUUUCUCCUUGCAGAGAAAUGUAGCUCCUCCGACAUCAACUUCUCCUCCUAAUGUAUUUCCAAUGAAAGCAAAUAGUGUUGCUAUACCAAAUGGGAAUGGAUAUGGUGCACCAAAUGGAUGUGUGGGAAAUAUGAAUAAUAUGAAUGGAAAUGGUGGAUACGCAGCAUCUGGCAGCAAUAUGACUAGUAAUGGGCAGCCUGUGUAUGGAUUUGGUAAUGUUGGGAAUGUUCAUGCACAGCAAUACAAUGCCAAUAUGGCAUCCAAUGCCGCAAACACAAAUGGAAGUGGUGAAGUGGGACCUAUGAUUGGUGGAUGUCCUGCAGUGUUGUUAGAGAGUACAACUGAAAGUACAGUUGUGAUUAGACGCAAGAAUUCCAGGCCAAAGACAACAGAGAAUGGUCAAGUGAAAGAGGAGCCAUUUGGACGUUCAACUAACAUGCGCAUGACUUCUUUCACUGAUUCAACGGACAAUUCACGACUAGUUGGAAACAAGGGUGAAGCUUAUCCCUCAGCAUCGUCCACCCUUCCUCAUUACCCAACUCAGCCAGUUACUGUACCAGCAGUGUAUCCCCAUUGUUCUACCAUGCCACUCCCAAGUAGUAGCACUAACGUUAUGGGGCCAGCUACUAACACCUCACAAAGUAAUGGAAACUCAGCAUCAGGCAGUUGCCACUCAUUCCCCAGGCAACAUACAACAAUCCCAACACAUCAUAAUGGUGUCAGGUUGUUUGCUGGCCCUAAUCCUUAUGCCAAACGAUUCCCACCUUUUCACCAUCAAGGACUGUUAAAUGGGAGACCACCACAAGUAAUGCUAGGGGCAAUGGGAUCAAUGGGUCCUGUUAGUACCAUGGGACCUGUGGGACCAGUGGGUCCCAUGGGUCCCAUGGGUCCAUACGGAACAAUGCCUGUGAAUCCAACAUCAGAGAGUACAGUGCAAAAUAGUGGUGUGGCUGGACAUCAUACAUUUCCUCACCUCUCUCACCCAGUGAAGUACAAUCCUCAGCAGCAUUUACACAAGCAAGAUCGAGAUUCUGCCAACUUCUCGAUGGCUUCAAGUGGAGAUUCAGAUCAGUAUUUACAACAAACAUGAGGAUUGAUGCAACCUCGACAGACUGUUAAUCCAUUCAAAUAAUUGAUGUAAAUAAUAAGUACAGAUUAGAAUAUGAAAUGUAUUUAAAAAAUUAUCAUUGAAAAUAAAAAAUUGGGAUUGACAAUGUCAUUAAAAAUAAUUAAGAAAAAUUCAUUUGUUACAAAUAAUUAUAAUUGGUAUUAUUGAAUUGUAUAAAAUCGUCUGUCAGGUUGCAUAUUUGUUCAUACUUUAACAUUUUAAAAAUGGUGUAAAAUCAAAAGUUAGAUAUGUUUAAAAAGCAUAUGGACUAAUUAGUUUUUGUUUGUUUUUUGGUCUUCAUUAAAAAAGAGAAGCUACUAAGAAAUAACAUCCUUAGGACAAGUGCUAUGUUUCAAAAUGUGACAACACAGUAUAAUUUAUUACUUUUAGCUUAUUCCUGUGUACAAUAAUUAAAUGUUUUGAAACUCCUCAUAGCACUCAUAUUAUUAGUAAAUUAAGACUAUAUAAGAUGAAACUUGAGCCAUAACAGGAAUAAUAAAUGCAUAAUAACUUGUAAAAAACUUGAAGAGCAAUGAGCUUGUAAUCAUUUUAUAAUAAAGUAAACAUACCUAUGUGAAGAUAGUUGUCUUGUUGGAAAUAUUUUAUUUAAAAUAAUAUUUCAGAAAAUAAGACCAAUACCUCCUGUUGUGGUGACAGCUCUGAAUAUCAUUUGCCAAAUCAUCUCAUUCAUAUACAGCAUGCAACUAAGUUUGCAUGUACACAUUUUAUGUAAAAUGCACAAUUAGAUAGCAUACAUAAAUGUGGCUGCAUAUAUGUGUACUUUGAUAGGUAAAUAUCAUUAUUUGCAGAUUUCUCCUUUGUAGUUUAAUUUUCUAUUGAAGAGGGUUACAAGAUCCAUUUUGAUGCAUUUUUAAAAUGGAGUUGCCAGCAUUUUUUAUGCUGUUCUCCAAGACCAUACAUGUAAGUCUGACAAUUUGGGAAUAUUAGUGAGUGGUUAGCUUUGUUAGCUUGUUUCUGCUAGGCAGGUUUCCUCUUUUCCAAAAUGUAGUGUAGCAAGCAAAUUAGUUGUGAGGCACUAUAAAAAUGCAAAGGGCAAACUUUGAAAUUUGAACACCUCACUACAAAGAAUGGGUAAAAUUUUUUCUAAAGCUGUCUUCACACUAACUUACUGCUUUGCAAUAGUUUAUUGUUUUUUGUGGUUUUUUUUCAGUUUCAUAUCUGAAUCUUAUAGACAUUAUUCUUUUUUGUUAUUUUCACUCAGAAGUGCUUCUAUAUAAAGAAAACAUAUUUUUAGAGACAAACCUACUUCUCAUGAAAGUAGUUGCUAAAUUAGGUUUUUUUAUAAAUUUUUAUUUGUAGUUUCAUAUAUUGCAAAUGAUACAUAGGUUCACCAUGAAUUAUUGUAUUAAGUGUAUUCACAGAACAUUUGAUAAAUUAAUAUUAAUCAAAAUCUAGUCGUAUUCAUUUUACAUUGUAUCUGUAAUGAAGUGUAUGUUUCAAUUUCUCUCUCCAGAGAGAAGAAAAUGACUGAACCACACUGUGAAGUGGUGUAGAUGCAGGAGGAGGCUUUUGUAAAAUUCAAUAUUCAUUAUCAGUGUUUUGGAGAGCAGUCCUACAUUGAGAGAAAUUUUGUGUACAAAGUUAAAUAUGAACAGUGUAGCAGUACUAUCAACUUGAUACAUUUUAAUUUUUCUCGUUGACUAUAUAUUUAUUAUUUAUAUGAUAUUAUAUAAUACAUGUAAUAUGGUAUAUAUAUAAAUAUAUAGUAUUGUAUGUACGAGAUACUCUUAUAUAUAUGGACAUACAUGUACUUAUGUAACACAGAAACAGAGGCUCUGUUUUUGGUAAAUGCCUUGCUGCUAUAAUAAUGAAACUUUUCUAUUCCAUAACAUCCCAAUCAUCUCUUUGGGUUUUUAUUCAAUAUCAUAAACACUACCGAGAAAGUGAAAGCAUCAGAAACUCUCACUUUCAGAAUUCAGAAUUUGUGAGGGAAAUGGGUGUUUCUCGCUUCUAAACUGGCAUUUUAAAAUUACAUGACCUCUCGGUGUCACCACAUUAAUAAAGGUGCAUAUUGGGAUACAAAUUCUUUUUACUGUUUUAAUACAAUUUUUCAUCAAAACAUCAGAUAUUGUCAAUUUCCUCAUCUCUGCUAACUUGAAGGAAAAUUAUUCAGUGCAAUCCAUACUAGCAUAUGAUGUUGGCCUUGAAGGUUUCUCUUGUAUAUGUAUGUGAUGUGUGUAUAUGUGUGUACAUUUAUUUAGAAUUUAAGUACUGUAAUGCAAAAUAUUUAAUAUACCUAAAGCAGUCCUGCUUGAUUAAAUGGUUCAUGCUUUUCUCCAUCAAGCUAGACAGUGUUUUAAGUUAUGUCUGUACAGAAUAUUUACUUUCAAUAUUGUAAAUUAGAGUUAAUCUGUAAAAAAUCUGACAUAACAGAUGUGGUGUAUAUUUCUUUGUUAAAAUGUUCAGAAAACAUCCUUUAUAAAUGAAAAUUCUCUUCAUUAACAUAUGACAGUUGCUACCUAAGUCUGUGUACAUACUAAAAUGUGUAAAAUGAACCAAUAGAAAUAAAGAGGCAUCUUUACAGUCUGUCAUAAAUGUUGAUAGAUGCAAUGAAACAAAAAACCAAAGGAUUCUCUUCCUCUUGUUCAGAAUGUCCAUUCAGUUUUCAUUAUUACCUUAACUGUUAACCGUGAAGCAUGAUUUUCUUCCAUCUUUGAUUAACAAAGAAAUAUUUCUGAAUCAUAUUGUUAAGUUUUCAGAACGAAAUUCUUGUUGAUAUUUAC